CUUAUUUAUGUUUGUGGAGACAUGUCUAAUUUUUUCUUUCUAAUUGUGUAGAAUGAAGUUGAUGUUAUUGAGUGGAGAGUGAAGAAACUUAAUUGAAAGGAAGAAGCUUUCAAUUAAUCAUGUUAUUUAUGGAUAAUUUGUGAUUUGCUUCAAUUUUCUUGAGUUUUCUAGAUUGGUGUUGAACAAUUUGUAUAGUUAAUUUGUGAUUUGCUUGAAUUUUCUAGAAUGGUGUUUUAUAUAUGGAUAAUUUGUAUUGAGAGAUUGAUAUUUGACUUUAAUUUUGAUAGGAACUUGUUAUUGUAAAUUUUUUACGACAAAAACCCGUGGGUACCUAUGAACCCGUGGAUACCCAGCGGGUUGGGUUGGGUUUGAAUUUUUCAAACCCAGUGGGUUUUACCCCGAUUUUUUUUCACGGAUAAACCCAUGGAUUUGGGUUUGGGUUUGACAAAACCCGACCCAACUCGACCCAUUGCCAUCCCUAACUAGGGCUGGGAAACAGUUUGGUUCGGUUUAAACUGGACCGGAUUGACCCAAUUUUUUAAAACCGUAUUGGAGAACUCCACAACCGAAGACGGGAUUGGUUGUUACCGGGUUUAAACCCCCAACUUCCAUCUACCUUCGUGAUUCUUUUUCUCCUUCUUCCUCUUCUAGAUCAAACCAAAUACACACAAGCAUGGCCUUCUUCUCCCUCGAGCACUCCUCUGGCUCGAUCUACCUAUGAUCUCGAUAGAAGUUAGAGAGGCGAGAAGAGUUGGAGCUGGAGAAGCGAUUGGAGUCGCGCGAGCCGGGAAGAGGAGAUCGAGCGAGAAAGGCAGCAUGCAAACUCUGGAGAGGCAAUGCAUGUCGUCGCCCGUCGCGUGUCGAGCGAUUAGUUCUCCUCAGUCGCCGUCACCAUCGCCAUCGCUGGGAAUUUGGAGAGCUCCGUCGCCGUCACCACUCACCAUCGCCGCCGCUCGGAUUUUCUUCUUCUCCUACUAUUGUGUGGUGGGUCGGUGAUUGGAAACGAGAGAAGCUUGAGGGUCAGAGGGAGAGAGAAGUGAGAAUAGAGGAGGCGGCGAUUAGGGUUUAGGCCUUUAGUGUGGUGGUGGCUGGGGGCGGGGGUGGGCUGGGGGCUGGGGGCUGGCGGUCGACUGGGGGCUGGGGGCUGGACUGGGCUUGGGACUGGGGCGCGCUGGGGGUGAGGUGGGUUGGGGUUUGUUUAUUUAUUGGUAUCCGGUUUUCCGGUUUUAACUGGAUCGGAUCGGGCUUGUGGGCAUUACAACCACAAACUGGAUUGGAUUGGUUGAGAUCCGAUUUCCUGUUACAACUGGCCGGUUUCCGGUUUGACUGGAAAACUGGGACUGGAUUUUCAGCCCUAUCCCUAACUGGAAACGAAAGGGCAAACGACAAAGCUUGCUUACCAGGCCGAUUCCACGUGUCGCCGGUGGUUCAUUGAGCUGCUUGGUUUGGUAGCCUACCUAUGGGCUCUGUCUAUUAUAUAUUGGGCUUUGCUGGAAUUGAUGGUCCUUAGUGGGGAGGACUUUCUGUGUGGACAGCUUCGAAGCCCAGAAGCACGGUAAUAGCUGUGAAGAAAAUGAAAUUGUGUUG
Linum trigynum is the source of this 1587-nucleotide messenger RNA. The record is from the annotation of a GenBank genome assembly. NCBI's taxonomy places the organism in Eukaryota, Viridiplantae, Streptophyta, Magnoliopsida, Malpighiales, Linaceae.